AUGGGUAUUCCAGGGCUCAUCAAUGCCAUUGGUGUCGGGGAGCGGGUCUCCUUGGCCAAGUUGGCUGGGUCGCAUUUGGAACGCAAUGCAAGACCAAUUCGAAUUGCCGUCGACAUUUCCAUCUGGCUCUUCCAGGUCCAAGCUUCGCGCGGCGGCAAAAAUCCCGAAUUGCGCACCCUCUAUUUUCGUUUAUUGAAAAUUCUCGCUCUUCCGAUCCACCCGCUCUUCGUCUACGAUGGCCGUCACAAACCACCCUUCAAACGGGGGAAGGCAGUUUCGCGCGGGUCCGGGAAUUUGCCGAUCAUUCAGCGUUCGAAAGAUCUUAUCGAGCGCUUCAGAUUCCCAUGGCAUGAGGCCCCGGGAGAGGCAGAGGCAGAAUGCGCCCGGCUACAGCAGGCAGGCAUCGUUGACGCUGUGAUUAGCAACGAUGUAGAUGCCUUGAUGUUUGGCUCGACGUUCACCAUGAUGAAUUUUUCAAACGAAAGCGGUAGCGGGUCAUCCGGAGCUACCCAUGUGACCUGUUACUAUUCAGACUGUCAGGGAUAUGUAUCGAACGUGCCUCUUGACAGAGCGGGCAUGAUCCUCUUCGCUAUGCUCAGCGGAGGCGAUUAUUUGCCUUCGGGCGUGGAGAAAUGCGGUCCAGGUACGUCUGCGGAGAUUGCCAAAGCUGGAUUCGGCGAGGACCUCCUUCAGAUGGUCGCUUCUGGUUCACCAAGCUUUGAGGCUGAGCUCGGGGAGUGGCGAGAACGACUUCAGCACGAACUGGAGUCCAACGAGAGUGGGUAUUUUGCAAGAAAACACCCCGCGGUUCGCAUCCCAGAUACUUUCCCCGAUCCUGCUAUCCUAGAAUACUACGCGAGGCCCAAAGUCUCCAGUGAGGAAGAAAUGGCUAUUCUACGAGAUCGGCUGAAGCACGCAUGGGAUCUCGAGAUCGAUCCACUCGCAAUUCGAAGCUUUGCUGCUGAGAACUUGGAUUGGAAGUACCGAUCAGGUGCUAGGAAGGUUAUUAAGAAUCUGGCAGAGCCCCUAGUGUCGUACAGGCUUCGCCGCCAGAGACCAGUCAAGGCUCAUCUACCUUGCUCACUUGCGCCCAAAUGCGAUAUCACGUGGCUUCAAAAAGUCUAUAAAACCCGUGCCAGCUUCGGCACCGAUGGAAUGACUGAAUUUCAAGUUGAUAUGCUCCCCAUCGACGUGGUCGGUCUCGAUUUGAUGGCCGAAGAGCCCAAUCCUCCCCCGUCUAUACCUGUAGCAAGCUCUGCGCAGGACCUGGAUCAAGCGGAGGGCGAGGAGGACGAAGCAGAGCCUGCUGCGGACAAUGCGCAAUCAGCCACAACCGCAAAGCCAAGAGCGACCAAGCGUUACGAUGUGUACGACGUUCAGAAGAUUUGGGUGCUAGAGUCUGUGGUCAGGCUCGGACUUCCCGCCGUCGUUCAAAGAUGGGAGGCUGAGCAAGCCGAGAAGGCUCGAAAGGCCGCCGCUCCCAAAAAGUCGUCAAGCCGUAAACCAGCCCUGAAGAAGAAGGGCGUCAUCGACCCGGCGAUGAAACGCGGGAGUAUUCUGAAAUACGGCACGCUCACCAAGGAGAGAUCCGAACUUUUCACUUCCAAAAAGUCCAUGAUGCUGGAAAGUGUAUCCGCAAAGGAACAGGCAGCCUUUUCUCGCGAAUCCUCCUCGUCUGCCGUAUUCGUUGACCUUGAAGACGGUUCCAUUACGCCGAGUACGUACCCCCAACAAGAAAACUCGGUCCAUAUGCUUCACUCUUCUUGCGGCGUGGACGCGCUGGCUAGCCACUUCUCCUCGCUAACUACUAAAUCACGAGCAUCAAGAGUGAAGCGCAACCCAACACCCCAAGAAUCACAAACGACGACUCGAGUAGGAGUCGGAGCAACCGCAGGCGGUUCAGUUAAGCUCGAUGGCUCACGUACUUCGCCACGUGCGGGAUCCUCAAUCGAAUGUCAAGGCUUCGUAGACACGGCGAGGUUGUCCACAAAUGGCUCCAAGUCGGUUUCAGAGUCCCGAGCUUCAACCAGUGGAGGGGCCACGGCAGAAGAAUUUACCUGCUCAUCCAUAAAGUCCAAAUCCAAGGCUCAGACCGCCUCUUGUGUGACAUCUGAGAGGAAACGGGCUUUUUUGAAUGUUGAUCACCUCCAACAUUCCAUCCAAGCCUUGUCACUAUCAGAAGUGCACGAUGGAAAAUACACUCGUGACUCGACCCUCGGCUGCUCUCCCGAUUCGAAAUCACAGAAGCGACACUUGGACCGUAAUCGGCCAUUCAGACAGGCUAGCGCUUUGAAGUCACUUUCAUCGGCCAUGGAUGAGACUGUUAAGCGGAAGGAAGAGAUCACGCCAUCCGCUUCGAGACCGAACGGGUAUUGUCGCAACACCCAAACCGGACCGUCCGAGGUCACUCCAGAUGCCAAAAAAUCUCAAUCCACACUUGGAUCGAAAAGAGACUACGUCGAAAAUGUUGUAGCACUCAAUGGAUUCUGGGAAAUCGAUCCAGAUUCCGCAGCCGUGACGAGGGAUAUCUCAUCACAGUCUGCUUUGCGCGCCGGGACCACUCAAAAGAAGCGCUUUGCUCACGUUUGCAUAGUAGACCUGACUUGA
Messenger RNA from Penicillium oxalicum, 2607 nucleotides. RefSeq names its product crossover junction endodeoxyribonuclease. Bases 1 to 2607 code for a protein of 868 amino acids. NCBI's taxonomy places the organism in Eukaryota, Fungi, Ascomycota, Eurotiomycetes, Eurotiales, Aspergillaceae. Gene Ontology annotation, molecular function: crossover junction DNA endonuclease activity; 5'-flap endonuclease activity. The transcript is spliced from 2 exons. The record is from RefSeq and is a predicted model, not a curated record.